Messenger RNA from Neoarius graeffei (lesser salmon catfish), 1355 nucleotides. RefSeq names its product succinate dehydrogenase complex, subunit B, iron sulfur (Ip) (gene sdhb). Gene Ontology annotation, molecular function: electron transfer activity; 2 iron, 2 sulfur cluster binding. The transcript is spliced from 9 exons. Gene Ontology annotation, biological process: respiratory electron transport chain; aerobic respiration; tricarboxylic acid cycle. The record is from RefSeq and is a predicted model, not a curated record. NCBI's taxonomy places the organism in Eukaryota, Metazoa, Chordata, Actinopteri, Siluriformes, Ariidae. Gene Ontology annotation, cellular component: mitochondrial membrane. The coding region runs from base 170 to 1060 and encodes 296 amino acids.
AGCAGUAGCUGUGUAAGAUGUCGGCUGUGUGUUUCUCCUUGAGGCGCUCCGGUGGAACGGCGCUGCGCUGCUCGUAAAAGCAGAAUGAGGCAAUCGUCGUCAUCCGAAGAGUCCAUAUUGUUGGUUACUCGGUCAAAGUAGAACAGACGCAACACGUGAACAUCCAAGCAUGAAGUUCAAUGGCCCAGGGUCCGGUUCUUCACGUGAACGUGCAGCAUGCAGCGUGAACCUUCUAUGGCCCUGCUGCCUUAGGCUACGAUGCAUAUCUAACAUCUGCAUUGCUGAGAGCACCCGGUUUGUGCAGACAGCAGCAGCCGCUCAGCCACGCUUUAAGAAGUUCCAGAUUUACCGCUGGGAUCCAGAUAAAACCGGAGACAAACCGCACAUGCAGACCUACGAGAUCGACCUCAAUGUCUGUGGGCCGAUGGUGUUGGAUGCUCUGAUUAAGAUAAAGAAUGAGAUUGAUCCGACUCUCACCUUCAGACGCUCCUGCAGAGAAGGUAUCUGCGGUUCGUGUGCGAUGAACAUUAAUGGUGGAAACACACUGGCGUGCCUGAACAGGAUCGACACUAACACCAGUAAAGUGACUAAGAUUUACCCUCUGCCCCACAUGUACGUGGUUAAAGACCUGGUACCGGACAUGAAUAAUUUUUACGCUCAGUAUAAGUCCAUUGAGCCGUAUCUGAAGAGGAAGGAUGAGAGUCGGCAGGGGAAGGAGCAGUACCUGCAGAGUGUGGACGACCGACAGAAACUGGACGGUCUGUAUGAGUGUAUCCUGUGUGCGUGCUGCAGUACCAGCUGUCCUAGUUACUGGUGGAAUGGAGAUAAAUACCUGGGACCCGCCGUCCUCAUGCAGGCGUACCGAUGGAUGGUGGACUCCCGUGAUGAGUACACACAGGAGCGUCUGGAUAAACUGCAGGACCCAUUUUCUCUGUACCGCUGUCACACCAUCAUGAACUGCACCAAGACCUGCCCCAAGGGUCUGAAUCCUGGAAAGGCCAUUGCUGAGAUUAAGAAAAUGAUGGCGACAUAUCAGGAGAAGAAAGCAGCCACUGCGUGAUGGCGGUGGUCUGGGGAACUGAAUGUCCUCAGAGGAAUCUGAUUGGUCACUUCCUGGCCUUGACUUCCUCCUUCAGCUUCACACACACUCACAAUAUCAUCCAAGGUGCAUUCUUUCAUCUGUUACAAGAAUUAUGAAGAAACAGACUGUGUAUUUACAUGAUGUGUUUACAGGUGUGUGCGUGCGCGUGUAUGGUGAGGUGAGGUUGAGUGUGACCUAGUCAAACAUGAAUAUUAAAACCCUUGUAUCCAUGGGAUUUAUCAAAUACAUGUGUAAUAAACAGCGUUUCCCUCGA